Molecule: messenger RNA, 1537 nt
Organism: Grammomys surdaster
Lineage: Eukaryota; Metazoa; Chordata; Mammalia; Rodentia; Muridae
Gene: Celf5
Product: CUGBP Elav-like family member 5
Exons: 12
Coding region: 162-1502 (446 amino acids)
Biological process (GO): mRNA splice site recognition; regulation of alternative mRNA splicing, via spliceosome
Cellular component (GO): nucleus; ribonucleoprotein complex; cytoplasm
Molecular function (GO): mRNA binding
Source: RefSeq, a predicted model, not a curated record
GCCCGCCCCCUGCAGUGCCCACGGCGGCCGCCAGGAGCGCCGUGGCGCAGUCACGCGCGGGCGGGGCCGCUGGCGGAGCGAAGCGGAGGCACACAGCUCCUGCCCGGGCCUGGCCGGUGGGCGGCAGCGGGCCCGAGCGCCCCGGGGCGCGGCCCGACGGCAUGAAGGACCUGGACGCCAUCAAGCUCUUCGUGGGCCAGAUCCCGCGCCACUUGCACGAACAGGACCUCAAGCCGCUAUUUGAGCAGUUCGGCCGCAUCUACGAGCUGACUGUGCUCAAAGACCCGCACACCGGCGUGCACAAAGGCUGUGCCUUCCUCACGUACUGCGCCAGGGACUCUGCCAUCAAAGCUCAGACGGCCUUGCACGAGCAGAAGACCCUGCCAGGGAUGGCGCGGCCGAUCCAGGUGAAGCCAGCAGACAGUGAGAGCCGUGGAGGUAGGGACCGGAAGCUGUUCGUGGGCAUGCUCAACAAGCAGCAGUCGGAGGAAGACGUGCUCAGGCUCUUCCAGCCCUUUGGCGUCAUAGACGAGUGCACAGUGCUGCGAGGACCCGAUGGCAGCAGCAAAGGCUGUGCCUUCGUGAAGUUUUCUUCCCACACAGAGGCCCAGGCUGCCAUCCAUGCCCUGCACGGCAGCCAAACGAUGCCGGGAGCGUCCUCCAGCUUGGUGGUCAAGUUCGCCGACACGGAUAAAGAACGGACGCUGCGGCGGAUGCAGCAGAUGGUUGGCCAGCUGGGCAUCCUAACGCCAUCCCUCACCUUGCCCUUCAGCCCCUACAGUGCCUACGCCCAGGCUCUCAUGCAGCAACAGACGACAGUGUUGUCCACCUCUGGCAGCUACCUGAGCCCCGGUGUGGCUUUCCCUCCCUGCCACAUCCAGCAGAUUGGUGCCGUCAGCCUUAACGGUCUGCCCGCCACACCCAUCGCUCCUGCCUCUGGGCUACACUCACCCCCACUGCUAGGCACUGCUGCUGUUCCUGGCCUGAUGGCACCCAUUCCCAAUGGCUUCCCAGGUGUCCUGCCCCUUCCCGGGAGCCACCCUGCCCUGGAGACCGUGUAUGCCAAUGGCCUUGUACCCUACCCAGCUCAGAGCCCCACCAUGGCAGAGACCCUCCAUCCUGCCUUCUCCGGAGUCCAGCAGUACACAGCCAUGUACCCCACCGCGGCCAUCGCGCCCGUGGCACACAGCGUUCCGCAGCCUCCACACCUCCUGCAGCAGCAGCGCGAAGGUCCCGAAGGCUGUAACCUGUUUAUCUACCACCUCCCCCAGGAGUUUGGAGACACGGAGCUGACCCAGAUGUUCCUCCCCUUCGGCAAUAUCAUCUCCUCCAAGGUGUUUAUGGAUCGGGCUACCAACCAGAGCAAGUGUUUCGGAUUCGUGAGCUUUGACCACCCGGCCAGCGCACAGGCAGCCAUCCAGGCCAUGAACGGCUUUCAGAUUGGUAUGAAGAGGCUGAAGGUGCAGCUGAAGAGACCCAAAGACCCAGGACACCCGUACUGACCACGCCCACAGCCUCUCCGCUGUGGGUCUGGCCC